UUUACUUUAUAUCGAUAUCGAUAACAUUCACAAUAGUCUCCGCUAAAGGCUUCAUUUGCUUGCGGUGCACUUAAUAACAAACACGUGUGGCUAAUGUUUGAAACUUGAAUCCAUCCAUUCGUCGUUUGACCCUCUCACAAAGCUGUAUUGUAUUUUGCUUUGGUUGUGUACGCGUAGAUACACUUAAGUGUUAAAGUUAAGAUUUAAUUAUUGUUAAUAGUGGUCGUGAUUCGAUAUGGGUGCGGACAGCUCGAAGGAAGAAAACAAAUCCAAAUUACAAGACGAAAGACAACAGCGCAACCAGUAUGUCACGCAACAGAGACGACAGGAAUCGGUACAGACUUCCAGUGGGACGUAUCAGUCGCCUGUACAAAGACAAAUAGGCUCUACAGAGAGAUCCCGAACAACUUACAGUUACACAACAGAAAACUUACAAAGUGUAAUAAAACAAACAAGCCAACCACAUGUUCUGGAAAGAUCACGCAACCCAUACAACUACAACUCUGAGGACUUGCAUGGAAUCAAGCAAACUCCCAAUUUGUACCCAAACCUUAACGUGAGCCGAGGCGAAGACAGCUUUGUUUACGUGAAUAACUAUGGACAACCAAGUCAUAAUGCUCCCGGAACCUCGCAGUCGGUAAAUGCUUGUACCAACAAAAAGGAAGCACUAUCAGAUGCGAAACGUAAUGCACCAGACCCUUGGAAGUCAAAGCCUUCUGCCAAUAAGAAUGGACCGAAAUCAGACGGCAGGGGUCGAGACAACGACAUCAGUUGCCCGACUUGUGGCCAGCGCUAUGGGCUCAGCAUCUACCAGUGCAGCAACGGACACGGCUCCUGCCAGGACUGCCGCUUGGCUCAGAGGUCGUGCGGCAAAUGUCUGUCGCCCAUCACAGCUAUGAGGAACAUCGCGAUGGAAACCGUUAUAGCAGACUUGAAUACUACUUGUCAGAACGAAGGCUGCACGCUACGCUUUAAGUUCGAUGGGAUGCAGCGUCACCUCAAGGAGUGCCCGUUUGGCGAGAUGGACUGUCCAAUGGGCGCAGUCUUUGGACAAUGCUCAACUCGAUGCAAAGUAUCUGACAUGGCUGCACAUUUUGACAUGUGCCACAAGGAGCAACGCGCCGCAGAAAUAGACAAGGAGAUGUACGUGUUCAACAUAUGUAUGGAUACCCAUAAAUUGUUUCUUAUAAAGAAUGGUCCAUACAACUUCUUAGUUCACGUUAAAGUAGACGAGAAAGAACGUAAAAUUUCCAUGACUGUUCAGUUACUAGGCACGAAAAUAAGUGCCGACAAAUGGACGUAUGAGUUCCACGUAUAUAACAAAAGACAACCGUUAAGGAAAUAUCUCUACGUUGACAGCUGUCAGUCAAUCGGUACUCCUGUUACGGAUAUUUUCAAAGAGAGCCAGUGUGCUACUCUGCCUCUUAGUUACGCCAUGACUUUCGUCAAUGAAAGCGCUUUGACGUACAAGUUUUAUAUAAAGAAGGUAAUGAACCAGCGGGGACGUAGGAGAGGUCCCAGGAAUAACGAUGCCAAUUAAACAAAUAUUUAGGGUUGGAAUAGACUACAUGCCAGCUGCAGUUGCCCUGUUUCGGCCCUGGCAAGUUAAUCUUUGUACUAAGUAUGGUUUUAGUAACUUAAGUUCAUGUCGAUUUGACUUAAUUCUUGGAGUUGAAUGUUGAGCCAUACAAGCUCUGAGUAAUGAAGUCGUAUAUCACACCAAAUGGAGUUAGGUUCAGUUUUGUUCUUAUGUACCUACAAAUUUAUUAUUUGAUAUGACUAUGAUUGAAAUGUACAAUUAGAUACUUAUUUUUCUCUAACUUUACGAUUUCUUUGUCAUUUCGUAGGUAUGUCCUUAACAUUGUAUCUUAAGGAAAGCAAAUGAAAAAAAGAUUAAAUAUUAUGUAAUAGAGAUUAGGAGCAUUUUCCACAAUGAUUGGUCAUUCCUCAAAUUUUCUCCACGUUUUUUCAAUAAUCUAUUUUAAAAAACGACUUUGUAAUUUUAAUUUAUUAUUGUUUACAUAUUCCAUUCGCUUUAACUCUAUACAAGUUUUAUUUGUGUGAAUUAUCUUAAUGGUUGUUUAAUGUUAGCUAAGUAAGCACGUCGAAGUGUAGUUAUGAUACCGACGUAAUUAUUCUAUUUAGCUCCUUAUUUGUAGUACCUAACCUAAGAUAACUAUGAAACUAAUUACAUACAUAGUUUCUACAUUGUUAUGAACCUUGAACUAACCUAAUUAUGUAUUACCGGAUGAGAUAAAGCGUAACGACUAGAAGAAAGGAUUCUAAUGUAGAUCUAAUAACGCAUCUAUAUAGGUAUAUUGCGAGGUGGGAAAACUAAAGGCGAUAGCAACGCAAAGCGUGGCAAAAAUGUGAACUUCUGUAAUAUUUGACAAAAUAUCAGUUGUCAAAUACCUUAUUAAUAUGGCACUUAGCCGCCAGAGUCGCUAUGCCUUUUUUAUACGGCUUUGGCCAAGGAGGAGUUGUAGGUGGUCGGAUUUUUGUAGUCCUCCUCCAUUUUUUGUGGCGCUUUAAUUCAUGGUUGUCACCUACUUAGAAUGGGUUUACGGAAUAUUCUCCUAAACUGACGACAUCUGUGAAAAUUAUAUUGAAAUAGAUAGAUAGAAUACUAUUUAUUGGCACACUUCAAUAGAAGAUACAGCUUAAAGAAAAACGAUUGAUCAUAGAGGCAAAUUAUUAAUAAGAUAUUAUUGUUACAUGAGGGAUUCAAGGAUAAUAAUAAUAAUAAUAAUAAUAGCGGUGUUGCUCCUGGUCGUCUUCACGACGGCAUUUUCAGGGGCCCAUCUAGUGGGCGGCGAGUCACCGCCUGCCUCGAUAACUAGUGAAAACAUUGUUAUGGCAGGUGUCCGGACGUCUUUGCAAUAACCCAGUCUCAUUGUCCUCCCAAACUUCAAUCCAUAGACCGUUAUACUGUUCACUUUACUACAAUAGUCCCAAUGCCUGUUGCGACCGGUUCAUUGGUGUCUAUUGUUGCGCCCGUGAACGGGUUCCAGCAGGCGUUCUACAUGACAUUAAAGCUCUCCAAGAGGCCUCUACGUGUUGGAUCUAUAUCCCCAUGCAAGCCUAUCAAAAGACCGGGAUUUAUAGGCCCGUGAAAUCCAAGGAGAUACAAUAUAAUAAUAAUAUUCUUUAUUGUGCACAACGAAAACAUGAUUAAAUACAGUAAUUAACAUAAAAAACUAAGCAACAACAGGCGGUCUUAUCGCUAAAAAGCGAUCUCUUCCAGACAACCUUCAGGUAGUAGAAAUUACUGUAAGGAAGAAAUAUGUAUAAGGGUAGCAAAUAUAAAUGGAGAACCAGAACAGAGGAAAAAAAUAAAACAGCACAAAUAUAUGUAUAACAUAUAAAUAUAUACAUAAAUAUGAUAUAUAUAUAUAUAUAAACAUAUACAUACAUAUUUCACACAACACAGAAUCAAAGAGACUGAAUCGAAUGAUUAACGAGUUUGAGGAAGGGACAGAUAGUGUAUUUUGAGUUGAGCCUUAAAAAUGGGGAGCGAUUUAGCAUGUCUUAUCUCAGACGGCAGGGCAUUCCAUAACCGAAUCGCUUUGAAGGUAAAAGAAUCGUUAUAGAAUUUUGAAGAAGAAGAAAUUUGGGCAAGCAUAUAAUUUUGGGAGCAUCUCAAAGAAGAGAGGUAUUUGAAGCGCUCCUUCAAGUAGAGUGGGGUAGAGGGGUUGAAUAAAAUACCGUACAGGUGAGCAAGAAUAUGCGAAUUGCGUCGCAAACGUAUGGGAAGCCACUUGAGCUGCGAACGGUAAUAGGAGACAUGAUCAUAUUUUCGCAAGCCAUAAAUGAACCGGAUGCAUAGAUUUUGAAGACGUUCGAGUUUAUUUAGUUGUUCUUCAGUAAGAUCGGGAUAACUGAUAUCCGCAUAAUCUAAAAUGGGGAGAAGCAGAGCAUGAGCAAGCGCAGCUUUGGUAGCGAGCGGUAAAAAGUUACGAAGCCGCCGUAGCGAUCCUAUUGCAGCAAACAUUUUCCUACUAACCUCAUUGAUCUGAGGAACCCAAGAUAGAGUACGGUCCAUAAUGAUGCCUAAAUUUUUAACUUGAAAAGAAUAAGGGAUCUGUGUGCCGUUAAAUAAAAUCGUAGGUAAGUUGGAAAAAUCUAUUCGGGAGAUUAAUUUUGAACUACCUAUAAUGAUUGUUUGCGAUUUAGACGGAUUGACAAUGAGACCAUGGCGAUGACUCCAGUCUAAAAUAUUUUCCAAAUCAUUAUUUGUAGUAUUAAUAACGGAUGGUAGAUCAUCAAGCACACCCUGAGAAUAAAUUUGUAAAUCAUCAGCAUACAAGUGAUAAGAAGAGACAAUGUUACUAGUGAUUGAAUUAAUAAAAACCGAGAAGAGAAGUGGUGAUAGAACGCCACCCUGCGGAACGCCGGCAAGAGUGUUGCACCAAGGAUAGAUAUAUAUAAGUACCUAUAUUCAUUAUUAUGGUAUCUACCGCAUAAUGGUGAUAUUUUUUGAAGUCAGACACGAACAUUUUAGUUAGGCAGUAGCCUAGUUCACCGGUGGAUUGGUAAUAUAGUCCUACAUGAACAGACAUGGAGUUAAGACAAAAACUUAUGUUGUUUCCAGCGUGGUUUUUCUCUAGAUUUUUAGUGUAUAAAUUGUACUUGUUAGUGUUCUUAUUAAUUUGGCACUUAGGUAAGAUUCAGAUAUCGUGCAUUUCGGUCGUACUUGCCCGUACUUGUAAUGACGUAGGCGAGACGCCAGACUCACUGCACAAUAACUAAAUGACAACAUUCAAAUAGGUAUCAUUCGAUGUCAUUAUACGAUCGAAUUGGCCUGUAAGUACAUGUAUCAGUGCGUAACUAAUGAUUUAUAUAAUUUAUUAUGUCUUAUAAUUUUAGAAUUAUAUCCUCUUAACGAUAUUAGACUAAAAUCAUUUAUUCCACAAAAUGUUAAUUUGAUGGAUUACCACAACAUACUUAGUCAAUAUUAUUUACUCUAAUAUAUUUUGAGAAACGGUUUCGAAAUUUACGAUAGUAUUUAAGACUAAUUGGCCGGUAUUAAUAGCAUGGUCCAUAUGAUUUGACAGUUCCUGAACUAAUAAUAUAUGGAAGUUAGAGCAAGGAACAAAAUCCCUAUAUGCCAAAAAGUAAACAUAAAAGUGUCCGACAAAAAACUAUAAAUAGGUGGCGCUACAAUACCUCGAAUACUUGAGAAAAAAAUCUAAUCAUAGACAGCGCACUUCACUGUCUUCGUCAAUAACGCCUAGGUUCUUAGCUACUCUAGCGCUACUCAGGAGAGAUUCGGAACUAUUGCAACAAUUAUGCCUAAGGAGUUUGUGUUCCUUGCCUCUACCUUCCAUAUAAUAAUACCUUUCGGAAAACACGCCCCUGAAACGGAUACUAAGUACAUAUUCAUAACUUUUAAAGGCCUGCUUUAAUCAGUGGGCCUGAUUAACAAUCCGCCGGACGGUAUCGGCCUGUCAGUUAGAACAAAAAGUUGACAAUUCCGAACAACUGACAGGCCGAUACCGUCCGGCGGACUGUUAAUCAGUGGGCCCCUUUAAGUUGCUACUUACUUACCUAGUUGUUUUGUUGUAUGAAUGAUAAGUAACUCUGAGAAGUGUUUAAAUUUAAUCAUUAAUAUUAUAUUGUUUUAAUCCAAUUUAUUUUAUUCUAAUAAACGUAUUGUAUGCUGCAUUUUCA
Molecule: messenger RNA, 5670 nt
Organism: Cydia pomonella (codling moth)
Lineage: Eukaryota; Metazoa; Arthropoda; Insecta; Lepidoptera; Tortricidae
Product: E3 ubiquitin-protein ligase sina-like
Exons: 7
Coding region: 236-1540 (434 amino acids)
Biological process (GO): proteasome-mediated ubiquitin-dependent protein catabolic process; multicellular organism development
Cellular component (GO): cytoplasm
Molecular function (GO): ubiquitin protein ligase activity; ubiquitin conjugating enzyme binding
Source: RefSeq, a predicted model, not a curated record